CGCCCCACAGACCGCCGCGCGUGCCCAGCCAUGGCUCGCAACUUCGAGCUCCUCUUCGAGUCCCUCGGGCACUUCGGCAGAUACCAGGCGUUGGUUUACUUUGCCUCUGUGUUCCAAUCUAUUUCUUGCGGCAUCCAUUAUCUGUCUUCUGUCUUCUUGGCUGUAACACCAAAGUUUGUAUGUAACAUUGCUGGAAAUGUGAGUCGUGUCCUCGUUUACAAUUCAUCUCAUUCAAACAUAGAGGAUGCCUGGAGUCUGUGGACAUCAACACAAAACUACAUCUUGGUCCAGUUGGAAAAUGGAGACGUUUGGGAGCUUAAUCAAUGCAGCAGGUCUAAACGAGAAAAUGCCUCAGGAUUUACUUAUGAAUAUAGUGGCAACAAGACUGAUUUUCACUGUACAGAUGGAUACAUCUACGAUCACACCAAUUGGCAGAGCACCAUUGUAACCGAGUGGGAUUUGGUCUGUCAGCAGGAAUGGCUUGCAAAAUUAACCCAGCCAACAUUUAUGCUGGGAGUCCUUGUUGGAGCUGUAAUCUUUGGAGAUCUUGCUGACAGGUAUAGUAUGGGGUUUGCAAAAAAUUGCUGGAGGACUUGAGGAAUCUCCUGGCUUUUGAGCUCAUUUACCUUGGGAAAAUGUCUUCCUUUAUACUUCCCAGAGCAUAUUGGAGUGAUAGUUGAAUUGACAUAAUACAAAUAACAGUACAGGUGCUUUCUAAUGCAGCAUUUUCUCUGUUACUGACUUAUUUUGUCUUCACUGACUUUUGGCCUUCAGCUUCUAAGGAAAUUUGCUGCUCAUCUUUACAUUCUACAUUUAAGUUAAUCUAAAGUAGCAAGUAAAGAAAACUUUCACCUCUAAAAUUGCAUGUACCUAGGGUUUUAUUUAAACCAUUUAACACUGUUUGUGCAAAAGCAGCAUUGUUUCCCAUUGGGCUACAAUCGAUUCCUAAUUGCUACGAUUGCAAAUGUAAAUAAUAGAAUCUGGUUUAAGUCAGAUGGAAAUUCAGCUGCAUGAAUUCUUUUUAUCAGUAAGGUCUAACUGAGCUGUGCCUUCCUUCCAACACAUCUGUCUCUGCUAUCAGUUGGGUUUCUUCCCUGCUGAUACAUCCCUGCAGCAAAAAGCAGAGAGCGGCAUAAUUUUUAGAAAAAUAAAUAAACAUGGAUUCAAUUUCUGACCCUUUGUAGGAAAAAUAAACACUUUCUAGAUGUUGACUCUGCUUAGCUUUACUUGCAUCUGGCUUGAAAGCCUGGAGCU
Messenger RNA from Thamnophis sirtalis, 1254 nucleotides. The record is from RefSeq and is a predicted model, not a curated record. NCBI's taxonomy places the organism in Eukaryota, Metazoa, Chordata, Lepidosauria, Squamata, Natricidae.